GACGCCACUUCCGCCGCCCGACGCCGCUUCCGCUCUGCCUGCGCUGGGGCCGACGCGCGCCCGACCGACGCCGGAGCCUCCGGGGCCGGCCCGCAGCGGGCACCAAGCAUGAGCGAAGGAUCCAUGAGCAAGGCAGCCACCAUGGAGAUCGCCAUCCACGGCAACGGAGACUCCAGGCGCCUGGCGGAUGACGACGGCUUGGAGCAGGACCUGCAGCAAGUGAUGGUGUCGGGGCCCAACUUGAACGAGACCAGCAUUGUCUCUGGAGGUUAUGGGGGAACGGCUGAGGGCAUCGUCCCCACCAGUAUCAUCAAAGGCUCCCUCAUUCCAUCUCACCCUCCCCGAGGACCACUCAUCUCCCCAAGCCCUUCAGCUGCCAGCCGCAUAGCCAGCCAGGCUCCCAUGGCUACAGGCUCCAACUUGCAUCAGCCCCACCCCAACCCAGCCAUGACGGGGGAGGAGGCAGCGGCGGCGGCUGCCACACGAGGAGUGGCCGUGGAGAAGUUUGACAUUGUCAGGAAAUGGGGCAUCAACACUUACAAAUGCACCAAGCAGCUUCUGUCAGAGCGCUUUGGGCGCGGCUCGCGGACCAUCGACCUGGAACUGGAGACCCAGAUUGAGCUGCUGCGCGACACCAAGCGCAAGUAUGAGUCCCUGCUGGGCCUGGCACGGGCCCUCACCAACCACUUCUACAGCCUCGUCCAGACACAGCAUGCCCUGGCGGACGCCUUCUCAGACCUCAGCCAGAAGUCCCCGGAGCUGCAGGAGGAGUUCGGCUACAACGCUGAGACUCAGAAGCUGCUGUGCAAGAAUGGAGAGACCCUGCUGGGAGCUGUCAACUUCUUUGUCUCCAGCAUCAACACCCUCGUCAACAAAACCAUGGAGGACACCCUCAUGACCGUCAAGCAGUACGAGACGGCCAGGCUGGAGUAUGACGCUUACCGCACAGACCUGGAGGAGCUCAGCCUAGGGCCCCGGGAUGCCAGCACACUCUGUCGCUUGGACGUCGCCCAAGCCAACUUCCAGGCCCAUCGCACCAAGUACGAGAAGCUGCGGGCGGACGUGGCCGUCAAGCUGAAGUUCCUGGAAGAGAACAAGGUGAAGGUGAUGCACAAGCAGCUCCUGCUCUUCCACAACGCCAUCUCGGCUUACUUCGCUGGCAACCAGCAGCAGCUGGAGCAGACCUUGAAACAGUUUAACAUCAAGCUCAAGAGCCCCGGGGCCGACAAGCCCUCCUGGCUGGAGGAGCAGUGAGCAGGGGUCAUCCCCUCCCCCGCCGUGCUCCUCCCGCCCUUCAUGGACUUGGACUUGGAGGGAGGGCCCUGCCGUGGGGCCCUCUCCUCUCUCGUGCCCUUCGGGGGCUGGGUUAAGUCCCUUCCCAUUUCGGAGGGAAGGGAAAGAGCUGGGGCAGCCGAGCCCACCUCCCCGUCCCUCCGCAAUGCCAGGAAGUUACAAGCACUUUCUUACUCUGAGGGUGGGGAGAAGGGUGCCUCCGUCUUCCCCCAAUAAAAGGUCUCUGCUGGGAGUCAGGCCCAAUCUGAUCCCAGCCGCUCUCUCCGUCUCCUGGCUGGCCAUCACCGGCCUUGGGCCUCCAUCCCUCGGCCUGUUCUCCCUGGGGAACGUUCUCUUGAUCCUGCCCCACACCUUCAAGGAAGGCAGCUAUGGGUUGGUGGUGUUGGACCUACGGGGGCUGCUCUGGGGGUGAAGAGCCCAAGAUGAGAUUGGCCCCCUGUUUUGGGGGCCAGGGACCAAACACUUCCUGGCUCCAGCCUCUGGGGACGGUGCGUGCGUGUGUGUGUGGUGUGUGCAUUCAUCAUGGCCAGUGUCCCAUAUUGUGUUCCCGGUGGGGGCUGCGGGUUGCAAACUCCGGCCUUCCACUUAGCCGGCCCAACCGACACUCCGGCCCCCACGUCUGUAAAGAUUCCCCAAUAAACGGUACCAAAUGGC
Messenger RNA from Pantherophis guttatus, 1947 nucleotides. It is a transcript of the gene ARFIP2, whose product is annotated as ARF interacting protein 2. NCBI's taxonomy places the organism in Eukaryota, Metazoa, Chordata, Lepidosauria, Squamata, Colubridae. The record is from RefSeq and is a predicted model, not a curated record. Gene Ontology annotation, molecular function: phospholipid binding; protein domain specific binding. Gene Ontology annotation, cellular component: trans-Golgi network membrane. Gene Ontology annotation, biological process: intracellular protein transport; regulation of Arp2/3 complex-mediated actin nucleation.